Messenger RNA from Carya illinoinensis, 627 nucleotides. RefSeq lists its product as uncharacterized. The record is from RefSeq and is a predicted model, not a curated record. The transcript has a single exon. Lineage: Eukaryota; Viridiplantae; Streptophyta; Magnoliopsida; Fagales; Juglandaceae. Bases 1 to 627 code for a protein of 208 amino acids.
AUGGAAGAUGAUCUUCUAGUCCUUUAUACAAAGCUUUCUUUGACUGAGAAGGAAAGUGAAGAUGUGGUUAUCGAAUCGGAGAAUUUGGAGGAAGUGUUGCCUCGGGGAGAGAAGUGUUUGUUUAUGCAACUCUUUACUGGAAAAUAUUUCAAUUGGGAAGCGUUUAAGGGCAUGAUGCGGAAAAUAUGGAGGACUAUCAUGGGAGUUUGUUUUCGGGACCUCUCAUCAACGAUGUUUCUUGUUGAGUUUGACGAUGUUAGUGAUAAAGAGAAUGUUCUAAGAGAGGGGCCAUGGACUUUCGAUAAACAUCUAGUUUUGUUUGCUGAAGCGGAUGGUAGACUUCAAGUACAACAGAUUAAAUUGGAGACUGCAUCCUUCUGGGUCAGAUUACAUGAUCUUCCCAUUAUGGCUCGGAAUGUACAUGUGGGUCAAAAACUUGGGGAGAAGAUUGACAUAGUUGAAGAAGUGGAUCUGGAGAAAGGUGAAGUGGAAUGGGGAGAGUAUUUGAGAGUGAGAGUCAAGCUCAAUGUGAAUGAACCUCUCUUACGAGGAUCUAAGCUGUCUGUUGGAGGUGGUCAGUCAGUUUGGAUUCGGUUUUCUUACGAGCGAUUGCCUAAUUUAUGUUAG